GUCGCUGAACAUCUGCGUCCUGUGUGCGCUUGUGCAGGUUCAGUCCAUCAUCACAGGGACGAGUAUUAUUAUAAGGCCUAGAAUUUACCAGAAAUAACAAUCUGCUGAAUUAAAUAUCGUAACAAAUGCACAUCUGACACGCUACCUGCAAACAAACGACAUCCGGAUAAGAAUGGCUGAAUUACCGAUGGGGAAAGGGGUUUCCGCAGGGAAAAUCGCGAGCAAUGUACAGAAAAAAAUCACCAGGGCUCAGGAAAAGGUUCUCCAAAAGCUUGGCAAGGCAGAUGAGACUAAAGAUGUGGCUUUUGAAGAGGGUGUGAUCAACUUUAAUAAACAGCUGGCUGAGGGUUCCAAACUGCAGAAGGACCUUCGAGCCUAUCUGUCUGCUGUUAAAGCCAUGCAUGAGUCUUCUAGACAUCUAUAUGAGUGCCUGGAUGACAUGUAUGAGUCUGAUUGGUAUGGCAGAAAGGACAUGGACUCCAUCGUAGAGGACUCAGACCUCCUCUGGACAGAUUUCCAUCAAAAACUGGUGGAUCAUGCGCUUAUAUCCAUGGACACUUACCUGGGCCAGUUUCCUGACAUCAGGGCCCGUAUUGCAAAACGUGACCGGAAACUAGUGGACUUUGACAGUGCCCGCCAUAAUUAUGCUGCAGUAAACAAAGGCAAGAAAAAGGAGGGUAUUAAGAUCACCAAGCCAUCAUCUCUGCUGGAAAGGGCCGCCCCAGGCUGGGCUCAGGGGAUCCUGUCAGCCCAUAAUGUAGCACAGACCAAUCUCACCAGGAGUCAGGCAGAGGAAGAGUUGGAGAGGGCACAGAAGGUUUUUGAGGAGAUUAAUAUAGAUUUGCAGGAGGAACUGCCGUCGCUGUGGAACAGUCGUGUCGGCUUUUAUGUGAACACUUUCCAGAGCGUGGCUGGUUUGGAGGAGAAGUUUCACAGAGAAAUGGGAAAAAUUAAUCAGAAUCUGAAUGAUACACUGGAGAAAUUAGAAGAUCAUGAAAUGUCCAGAAAAACAGGUAGCCAAAGGGUGAGGACAUCAGCAGUCCAGAGGAGUGAGAUUACACAAGAGGCCAAUCACACUUUGAGCCCAGGAGGACCACCGGCCAUUCCCAAAUCACCGUCUAAGCUAAGGCCUGCUGUUCCUCCACCUCCAAAAGUUACUCCAUCAAAGGACAUGAAGCAGGAGAGCAUUAUUAAUCUGUUUGAAGAAGCUGCCACUCCAAACAUCAGUGUCACUUCGCCAACGCAGUAUGAUGCUCCAGCCACUGCUAAUCUGCUGGACAUGGACCUGGACUCACUUCAGGCUGCCACCACCCCUGCAGCACCGAAUUGGGAUUUAUGUGAGCAAGCAGAGAUGAUUGCUGAGGUGCCUCAGACAUGGGACGAUGAUGUUACCCAGCCUGUGCACACUGGCUGGGGCGAUGAUGGUACCCAGGCUACCUGGGAUGAUGAUGGUAGCCUACCUGUGCGUGCUCCGGCCGCAUACACCACCUGGGAUGAUGAUGGCUCCCAGCCUGUACAGGGGGAUGCAUUUGAUUCUGACCAGAAGGCCCAGGGGUGGGACGAUGAUGGGGCUCAGGAUGCAGUAAAGGAAGCUGCUGCUACAGAAAAGCCAGCAGUCGAAACUACAGUAGAGACAGCUGCUGAGGGUGUAGAGAUGCCUGAAAAGUUCCUGUUCAAAGUGAAAGCGAUGCAUGACUACAAUGCCAAUGACUCUGAUGAGUUGGAGCUGAAAGCAGGCGAUGUGGUGCUGGUGAUGACCUUUGAAAAUCCAGAUGAGCAGGACGAAGGGUGGCUGAUGGGAAUGAAAGAAUCCGACUGGAUUCAGUCUAAAGACCAUGGGAAAAAAGGCGUCUUUCCGGAAAAUUUCACACAGAGGAUUUGAGAGCUCCUACUGAUCUGUGACACUUUAACCCUUGCUGUUUCUCUUUGAAUCCUUGUUUCACCUUUGAGCUUUCCUUGACAAGGCAGCGAAGAUAAACUGUAAUACUCCAACAAAUGCAGUUUUGUACUGCGGGUGUAGCCCUCUACAGUAUAUGCACCCACAUGUUACUUAUGACAUUUGCGUCAGUCUCUAUGUUGUUUUGGGUCUCACAGUGUUCAUCAGCCUUCUCCUUUAUAAUGUGAAGUGACUUUCGGUUAUACAGUUUUGCCUUUUCUAAAUAAAUGCUUUCAGUUGCAUAGCAAAAGAUAGGAACUCGUCUAAUACUUUCUUUGCAGUAGAUGUGUUUAGACUACCAGGUCUUAAGCAAUGUCCCACAAGCACUUGAGGUGCAUAUAAUGGUUUUAGCAAACCAUUUAUUUUGUGAAUAACUCCUCUACUAGUUAUAUAAUCCUGUAGUAUGAGAGUACAUAGAGAUGAAGUACUAAAGUUUCCCACCUUUCACCCCUACUAUCUACCGCCUAUCAAACCAUAUGCACAUAUUUAUAUGCAGUUAAUAUUGAAAUUAAUGAGGCUGAUAUAUUUAACCCCAGACUCUUGCUCAGGUUAACCUGUGUGCUGACGCUCAGCUUAUUAUUAUUAAUACUCGAUAUUACUAUCCACAGAUCCUUUUAAAUAAGCCAUUUCAGAUAUCUCUGAUUAUUUUACUUCACUGUGCAAAGGGAGUCAUGUACAAAUAUUAUGUCCGCCCAGUAAAACAUGGUUUAUAUUCUGUAAACUACUAUACAGUAUAUAAAAACUACUGUCGUAUUCUUUUCUUAUGUGAUGCAAUAAUGUCUACACAGAUCUGUAUUAUGAAUUGUGUUCAUAGACGCGUGUCAGAGUUAUAUAUCUGUGAUUUAAAAAGGCGAGGAUAUUAAUGCUUGUAACAUGGUGCAAAGUGAUUCAGAAUAUGCAUACUAUAAAGUCCACUUACAUUGUAUUUAAAGUUUUAUUUUUGUACAUUGUAAGGCUUAUGAGAGUUGAAACGUGCCAUGAAUUGGCGAAAAACCGGGGUCCUGCUUUACUAUGUGAUGUAUGGUCUUUUAAAGUUUGGAUAUAUUACCAUCAAUUUCAUAGCAAGGAACGCAAGUGGAGUUUAUGAACAUUUAUCAGGACCUAAAGUUGUCAUGCAGAGAUAUUAAUUCAUAUCAGUACAUGUUUUGUUUGGUUUGUCACUCCUGAUCUCUCUCUUCUCUUAUUGGACGUGUCAUGUGACCCAAGCUUAGUUGUUUUUGCCACGCUUCACCAGUUUUGAAGCACGUGUGUAUGUGUGUGUUUGCGUGCUUGGUUUUUGUAUCCUGUACUGAGAAACCAAUGUGAUCUGUAUAGAGAUGAAUUACUGAGUUACCUGCUGCCAAUGCAUCUUUAAUGACCUCUCAGAACGAUUGGGAAACACUUUGUUCUCGUGUAUUUGAGCGCUUUUACAAUAUUUGCUGGUGUCGCUGUGUUUGUGGCUGUGAACAUUGUGUAGUUUCGUCUAAAGUUCUCUUCACAUAUCUAUUAUCUGUAAUUAGUGUGAAUGUGGCAUGCUAAACUCCACGAGCAGUGUGUCAGUGUGUACUUCCUUGAUGUUUUCUGGCUGAUGUGGACUGGGAGACCAGGGUCACUUUCUGCCACUUAUAAGCCAUGAGUGUAGUCCAUACAGUCCUGUAUCACGCUAACUCACCAAUCGUAAUAAACAUGGAUUUUAUCUUGUGAUUUA
This is a messenger RNA of Paramisgurnus dabryanus, 3623 nucleotides long. It is a transcript of the gene bin1a, whose product is annotated as bridging integrator 1a. Gene Ontology annotation, cellular component: synaptic vesicle; plasma membrane; cytoplasm. NCBI's taxonomy places the organism in Eukaryota, Metazoa, Chordata, Actinopteri, Cypriniformes, Cobitidae. The record is from RefSeq and is a predicted model, not a curated record. Gene Ontology annotation, molecular function: phospholipid binding; tau protein binding.